AUGGUGGGUUAUGCCCUCGAGAAGAGGAUAAACAUAAUAUUGAUAGAUGAUGGAUCUGGAGUUAACAUUCUUCCUAUUCGUACAAUGAAGGAACUUGGCAUCACAACUGAAGAACUUUCUGAAAGCCGCUUGAUGAUACAAGGAUUCAAUCAAGGGGGGCAACGAGCCAUAGGUGCUGUCAAAGUAGAUAUCACCAUCGAAGAUUUGCAAUCAAGUGCAUGGAUGCAUGUCAUCGACGCAAAGACUUCGUAUAAUAUGUUGCUUGGCAGGCCAUGGAUACACGAGAACAAAGCGGUGUCGAAAAAGAUAGUUGCCGAUGAUAAGCCAUUUGCGAUCGAAGAGUCACACUUCGUCGAUGCAAAGUUCUACUUGAAGAACUACAUUGUGAGAGAAGUAAAAGUCGACGAUAUCACAACGACCAACAGUGAGAAGGUCGCAACUAAAAGAGCUGAUGAGACCAUUGGAAAAGCUGGAGUCGAUGCUGAGGUGCCGCACCCCAGUCCGAAUAAAGGAAACAUUGUGUCUUUAAAAAAGAAGAAGAAGACAACUCCCGUGCUCUGCUAUGUUCCAAAGUUGAAGAAAGAGGAAGGGCAACCAUCUGAAGCUCAAGGAAAUGUGCUAGGGGGGCUAACUCUCCCUAUCAGACGAAUUGACGCAAUAAAUUUGUCCUCAAAGCUAUUUGGAGACUUCGCUGGGUACAACCCCAACGAGCCAUCAAAGUUAGGGAAACUUCCAUCAGGAGCUAGCAUGAUGCAAUCACGUGAAGGUUUGGGAUACAAACAACCUCCGCCAGUUCGCAUAUCCAUAAAAAAGGAGUGUGACGAAGAUGAGGAAAGUGUAGGUUCUUCAUAUCAUAUUACUACACCAAGUGAUCAAGAUACUUCAUUUCAGAUGGAGGUUGCAGAGAAGUUAGAGAACAUCUCCUCGUGUUACCACAUAUCUUUCAAUGAUGGUGAUCCUCGAGAGGAUGAAGAUGCCAGAGAUGCUCCUCCAGAACUUGAAGAAGGGGUGAAAAUCACAGUAGACUCUUUAAAAGAAGUUAAUCUUGGUACUGAUGAAAACCCAAGGCCCACCUACCUAAGUGCUUUUCUAACAGGUGAUGAAGAAGACACUUACAUGGAAAUACUCAAAGAAUAUAGGGAUGUUUUUGCUUGGAGUUAUAAAGAGAUGCCUGGAUUAGAUCCCAAAGUAGCGAUCCAUCAUCCGGCGGUCAAGAAUGUUAAAUAUCCUACAUGGAUUUCGAGUAUCGUUCCCGUGAAAAAGAAGAUCGCCAAAUUCGAGUUUGUGUUGACUUCGUGGGAUCUUAACAAUGCAUGCCCUAAAGAUGAUUUCCCGCUUCCCAUCCCAGAAUUGAUGAUUGAUGCUACCACUGGUUACGAGGCGAUGUCUUUCAUGGACGGUUCAUCCGGCUAUAACCAAAUUCGCAUGGCACCAAAAGAUGAAGAGCUUACUGCAUUUCGUACACCCAAGGGGAGAAGCUCUACCAUACUCCUUUACUUUGACACAACAUUGCUCCACGCUGAAUAUCAAGCCCUAAUACUUGGACUUGAAAUGGCCGUCGACAUGAAGCAGUUGCAGUUACAAGUAUUUGGAGACUCUCAAUUGGUGAUCAAUCAACUCCUGGGAAGCUAUGAAUUCAGGAAGCCUGAAUUACUCCCGAGGAAAAAUAAGAAAGCCGAUGCUUUAGCUGCUCUAGCUUCAGCGCUUACUCAGCCAGAUCAAACACAAGUGACUAUCUAUCAAAAAUGGGUAGUACCUCCGUCAAAUGAGGAUGAAGGCGCGGAAAGUGAGCUUGAGCAUCUCGUAGCUGUUUCUGAAGCCGCAAGGAAGACCGGCGACAACCCAUCAUUGACUACUUAA
Molecule: messenger RNA, 1860 nt
Organism: Lycium ferocissimum
Lineage: Eukaryota; Viridiplantae; Streptophyta; Magnoliopsida; Solanales; Solanaceae
Exons: 7
Coding region: 1-1860 (619 amino acids)
Molecular function (GO): RNA-DNA hybrid ribonuclease activity; nucleic acid binding
Source: RefSeq, a predicted model, not a curated record